AAAAUCCACCACGUAUACCCUCACCUCAACGACCUCGUAUCGCCACCGCAUGAUCUAAGCACCGCCUACGUGAUCUUAUUACCAUUGCAACGUGUCCCAUUCUCAACCGGCUACAACCGGUUUUUGUAGGGUUAAACACUGCUCCAGCCGGUCACUAUUCCCGCUAGGACGGAAAGAUCUGGAGGUUCGUUUGGUUGGCGAGGAUAGUAAGUAUAAUCGGAUAAUUUUGAUGUUUCUAGGUUGUUUUAAUGAAAUUUUGAAGGUUAUAUAAGAAGGGUUGAACUUAGUUCUGCAUUCUAGAGACUGGAAUAAAUUAAGGGGUAAGCACUGGAGAGGUACUUGGAUACCAGCCACCAGGGGAUUGUGCCUCCAAUGGCGCCUUCUCGGGUGGCUGGAGGGAUGGCACAUUCUUCUUCAAGUUCUGGUAUCUUUUUUCAAGGAGAUGGGCAGUCUCCAGUUGCGGGGAAUUCUCACUUGACUUCAUCUUUUGGGAAUUCAUCAAAUUCUCUACCUGGAAAUGCACGGUCAAGCUUGGGUCCUCUUUCUGGGGAUGUCAAUAAUACAGUUUUGAAUAGUGUAGCAAGCUCAGGUCCUAGUGUUGGGGCAAGUUCGUUGGUAACGGAUGCCAAUUCAGGACUUUCAGGGGGUCCCAAUCUUCAGAGAAGUGCCAGCAUUAAUACGGAGUCCUACAUGCGGUUGCCUGCAUCACCUUUGUCAUUUUCUUCAAAUAACGUAAGUGUGUCGGGUUCAUCUGUUAUGGAUGGAUCCACUGUGGCUCAGCAAAGCUCUAACCAAGAUCCCAAUUCCCAACAACCUCAACAUAAUCAGCAGCGUCACGGCACUUCUAGUGCCACCUCUUUGCCCACAUCUAGAGUUGGGCAGGUUCAGCUGGCCAAUGGUCCCAAUGGUCAAGGCGUUAGGGUUGCUGGAUCAUUCAUCCAGGAUCCUGUUGCUUUGUCACAGAUGCAAAAGAAACCGCGGCUAGACAUUAAGCAGGAAGAUAUUCUGCAGCAGCAGGUUCUGCAACAGCUGUUGCAAAGACAAGAACCUUUGCACAUGCAGAACCCCAGUCCUCAGUUACAGGCCUUAGUUCAGCAGCAGAGGCUGAGGCAACAGCAGCAACAGCAGCAACAGUUGUUGCAAUAUCUGCCACCAAUGCAGAGGGCCCAGUUACUGCAACAACAGCAGCAGCUGCAGCUAAGGCAACAACUUCAACAACAAAGCGUGCAGCCGGUAUCAGGGAUGAAGCGUCCCUCUGAUGGUGUCUUGUGUUCGAGACGGUUAAUGCAAUACUUGUAUCAUCAGCGUCAACGACCUCCUGAUAACUCCAUUGCCUAUUGGAGAAAGUUUGUGGCAGAGUAUUAUUCCCCACGGGCAAAGAAAAGAUGGUGCUUGUCAUUAUACGAGAAUGUUGGGCAUCAUUCACUUGGCGUGUUUCCACAGUCAACCAUGGAUGCAUGGCAUUGUGAUAUUUGUGGCUCAAAAUCAGGCAGAGGAUUUGAGGCAACUUUUGAAGUUCUUCCUAGGCUGAAUGAAAUCAAAUUUAGCAGUGGUGUCAUUGAUGAACUCUUGUAUUUGGAUUUUCCGCGCGAAUACAGAUACCCCUCAGGUUUAAUGAUGCUGGAAUAUGCAAAAGCAGUUCAGGAAAGUGUAUAUGAACAACUUCGUGUGGUUCGGGAGGGUCAACUCCGUAUCGUUUUUACCUCUGAUCUUAAGAUAUUGUCGUGGGAGUUUUGUGCUCGGCGCCAUGAAGAAUUUCUUCCUCGGAGAUUAGUUGCGCCACAGGUAAAUCAAUUGCUGCAGGUUGCUCAGAAAUGCCAAAGCACAUUAACAGAAACUGGACCUGAUGGGGUUUCUCAGCAGGAUUUACAAGCAAACAGCAACAUGGUUGUCACGACUGGACGUCAACUUGCCAAGAGUUUGGAAUUGCAGUCACUUAAUGAUUUGGGAUUUUCCAAAAGAUAUGUGAGAUGCUUACAGAUAGCUGAGGUCGUAAAUAGCAUGAAGGAUUUGAUGGAUUUUAGCAGGGAGCAUAAAGCUGGUCCCAUUGAGGGCUUAAAGAGUAUUCCACGGCAUAGUAAUGCAGCCAAAUUUGAGGCGCAAAAUAUCCAGGAAACGGAGCAGCAGAUGGGUAGUAUUCAGGGUCUGCCAACUGAUCGCAAUGCGUUGAACCAGCUUAUGUCACUGCACCCUGAGCUUAAUAACCAAAUAAGCAAUAACCUGCACAUGGGUGGUCGGGGAGCUUUAAGUGGCUCUGGACAAUCUGCUCUUGCUCUGUCAAACUUCCAGAAUUCGCUCAUGCGGCAGAAUUCAAUGAAUUCAAACACAAACACUAUCCAACAAGAUGCUGCUUCUUUCAAUAACUCAAACCACACUCAAUCUUCUCUAUUGCAAGGGCCAAAUGGUAUGCUGCCCGGGACAGUGCAGAACAUACCCGUCAGUGGGUUGUUAAGUACCAAUCUGCAGCAACAACAACAACGAUUACUGAGUAGCGGCUUACUCCCACAAAAUCAGUCCCAGUCCUCGCAGGGAAGCCAGGUCCUCCAGCAUCAAAUGAUCCAGCAGCUCCUCCAGGACAUGAAUACAAGUAGUGGUGGUUGUGGAGUUCAACAGCAGGGACUUGCUGGACAGAGUGGAGGUGGUAGUUCUUCAAGGGAUGGGCUUGCAGUUGGCAACAAUGGUUCUAUGGCUGAUACAACAGCGUCACAUGGGCCAGAAAGCAGUGUAGGGCCCACGCCGGGUAGAAUCGUCCAUAGUUUCAAACGGGCAUCCUACUUUGAACCCUCUGCCUCGGCUGGCAACAGUGGUUUCAGUAAAAGUACUCCAGAGUUGCCCCCGAGUAUGCCUGUAUCAGAUGAGAUGGUCCCUGAUACGUCACAACAAUUUACUGAAAAUGGUUUUCUUAGCAGUGAUCUUGACAACAAUAUGAGUUACGGGUGGAAGGCUUGACUAACAAGGUUUGCUCCUUUGGGGAUUUUGAUGAGAUAAGAAUACUGCUAUAUACUUUUGUACAGGUUGAUUAUGUUAGAUUUUGUUUCCUUGUGAUUCUCCCCCUGUUUUCUAUCUUGAAGGCUCUACUCUCUUUGCUCCUCACAGGGUCGCUUGGUGUUCACACCUUGAAAGUCAUUUAAAAGUGUAAUCUAUUGAAAUUAACUUGCUUCAUCUUCCCUUCA
Capsicum annuum is the source of this 3173-nucleotide messenger RNA. RefSeq names its product probable transcriptional regulator SLK2. Gene Ontology annotation, biological process: negative regulation of transcription by RNA polymerase II; positive regulation of transcription by RNA polymerase II. NCBI's taxonomy places the organism in Eukaryota, Viridiplantae, Streptophyta, Magnoliopsida, Solanales, Solanaceae. The transcript has 10 exons. Gene Ontology annotation, cellular component: nucleus; transcription regulator complex. The record is from RefSeq and is a predicted model, not a curated record. The coding region runs from base 373 to 2949 and encodes 858 amino acids.